This is a messenger RNA of Tachyglossus aculeatus (Australian echidna), 1040 nucleotides long. RefSeq names its product nudix hydrolase 24, chloroplastic-like. The transcript has 8 exons. Gene Ontology annotation, molecular function: 8-oxo-dGDP phosphatase activity. The coding region runs from base 7 to 912 and encodes 301 amino acids. Lineage: Eukaryota; Metazoa; Chordata; Mammalia; Monotremata; Tachyglossidae. The record is from RefSeq and is a predicted model, not a curated record.
GUGGCCAUGGCGACGGGGCCGGGCUGGGCGGAGGGCAUCCGCGGCUUGCUCCAGAAAUUCACCUCCUUCCGCCGGCCAGGUGGGUGUCUGCCGCUGCUGGUCGGAGAGGAGCCGGUGGGGCUGGUGCCGCCGGCCGUGGCGCGGGAGCUGAGCGGCUUCCCCGAGGUGUUCUCCGUCGGGGCCGAGGGGCCGGGCCCGGCCCAAGUGCGGCUCAACGGGAGCCUCACCUCCUGCCCCCAGCGCUCCGCCGCCGUGGCCCGCGUGCUGGCCCGCCUGCGGGACCGCCGCGCCUUCCCGGGGCUCGCCCUCUGGAGGGAUGAGUUGUACGAAGUGAAGUCCCGCUUCGGAGAUCCGCCGCUGCUGCACGUGGAGCGAGCUGCCACUCCCCUGCUGGGCCUGGUCCAGUACGGGGCCCACCUCAACGGCUACGUGCUGCGGGAUGGCGAGCCGUUCAUGUGGUUGGCGCGGAGAUCCCUGACCAAAACCACGUACCCGGGCCUUUUGGACAACUUGGCUGCCGGGGGCAUCAGCUCAGGCCUGGGUGCGAAACAGACCAUGAUAAAGGAAUGCUGGGAGGAGGCGCGCAUCCCCCCGGAGCUGGCGGCUCAGGCGGUGCCCACCGGCUGUGUCAGCUACGCCUACGAGGACAAGUUGAAAGGGGUGGUGCGCGAGUGCCUGUUCGUCUUUGACCUGGAGGUGCCAGCGGACUUUGUGCCCACGGUGGGCGACGGGGAAGUGCAGGAGUUCUACCUCUGGCCGAUCGACAAGGUCCGAGAGGCCGUGAGCGGCACCGACUUUAAACCCAACUGUGCCCUGGUGGUGCUGGAUUUCCUUCUCCGCCAUGGGCUCCUGCAGCCUGACCACGAACCCCUGUACCUGGAAUUGGUCUCGGCGAUGCACCAAGUGCCGUAGCUGCAGCGGGGGAAGGUCUCGGCACUCGCCCCGCCUUGGGGACCAAGAAGGGACUGAGGGCUUUUCGGGUUUUAUUACAAAAGAACGUGACAGUGCAUCGCUUCCCAAUAAAGACGCAAACUGAACAG